AUGACACAGGAUAUUGUGAUUGAAAGACCCUUAGGUCCCAGCGAAAACUUCUACAGGUGCCGAAACGCGGCAGGUUUCUACCAGAACUUCGCAGCUGUGGGUACCUACUCUAUCGACUUGGCUUCCAAAGACAGGGUGAUGUUUUGUGCAUUGAGAAAACUGAUUUUAGACUACCAUAUUCUCAUCUGCAACCUAUUCAAGAACGAAGCGGACCGCAAUACCAUCCUCAGACCAAUUGCUAAAGCAACCUUUGGUGAUCUCUAUGUCAAGGUAAAUGGGCCUACUGGUGGGCGACGGUGGUAUGAGAAGUUCAUUCAUGAUUUGUGCUGCGAGAAGCUCUUUGAUAUAUACGAAGAGCUGCCACUUUUCCGCAUUGUGUUGGCAGGAGAGUGCACGUUGGGAGCUACUUUUGAGCAUACAGCUGCUGACGGAGUGGUGGCACCUCAAUUUCAUGCAAUCUUCCUCGACAAUUUGGGCUUCUGUGGUAACCGCAGAAAUGAGAAGGAGUAUGAGGAGCUGUACGGAAAGAUUCCUGACGUGAUUGGAUCCGAUACGGUGAUUUUUGACGCUGCUAAAGACACCCAAUUCAUCAAGCACUCGUUGCCUCCUCCAGUGGAGAUGUUUAUGGAGAACCAUUUAGACUAUACUUUUGGCGAUGAUGAACAUUACUCGAUUGCAACACCGAAAAACUACCCCAAAAAGUGGCCCGGUCGGUUUCCUGCCAAACUCAAGGCAAACAAAAUCAUGAAGCUCGUGCAUGUUGGUCCUGAGCAUUUCAAUCCUUUGUUGGCUGCUUGCAGAGAAAAGCGUGUAACCUUAACGGCGUACUUGGCAACAAUUCAGGCCCUUACAUUUAAUCCGAUCUACGGAGACAAGCACCACACAUCGUGUAUGAUUGCUGUCACCCUUAGGAGAUUCCUCACUCCAGACGUUGUGGAAGAGCCUUACAAGGAGAUCGUUGCAAACGAAAAGUAUAGAAUCUUGGGUAACUUUGCUCACAUGGGUCUACCCACCUUGUUUGAACCGGUAAAGGAGUUCUCAUGGGAUCUUGUAAAAAAGGUGAACGGGGAACUCUUUCAAACCACAAAAAAUCCACGGUUGUUAAACACACUGAAAGGGUUCACAGACGCUGCAGACCUCUAUGAUGAGAGUGGAGAGCUUUUUUCCGCGAUACUUGGUGCUAACAAGGCUGACUCAGUUAAGAUGUCGAAUUUGGGCGCCUACAAUUUUCCAGUUUAUGAAAUAGAAGGUGAAAACUGGACCAUAGACGAUUUACAGUUUGCACAGGAUAUGGCGCCCGGAGCUUCUGAGUUUGUCGUGAACGUAGUGUCUUGCCCUAGAGGUGGCCUCAACAUCGUGUUGUCCUACUUCGAAGGCGACACCGGGGACGAGGAGGCUCUCGCCAACAUCCACCGUGACUUUGAGGAAAACAUCAAAAAGUACUAUGCUGCUUGA
Molecule: messenger RNA, 1455 nt
Organism: Candidozyma auris
Lineage: Eukaryota; Fungi; Ascomycota; Pichiomycetes; Serinales; Metschnikowiaceae
Gene: ATF1
Product: Atf1p
Exons: 1
Coding region: 1-1455 (484 amino acids)
Molecular function (GO): N-acetyltransferase activity
Source: RefSeq, a predicted model, not a curated record